Molecule: messenger RNA, 3028 nt
Organism: Podarcis raffonei (Aeolian wall lizard)
Lineage: Eukaryota; Metazoa; Chordata; Lepidosauria; Squamata; Lacertidae
Gene: ELL3
Product: elongation factor for RNA polymerase II 3
Exons: 11
Coding region: 1-2175 (724 amino acids)
Biological process (GO): transcription elongation by RNA polymerase II; snRNA transcription by RNA polymerase II; positive regulation of transcription elongation by RNA polymerase II
Cellular component (GO): transcription elongation factor complex
Molecular function (GO): cis-regulatory region sequence-specific DNA binding
Source: RefSeq, a predicted model, not a curated record
AUGGCGGCUAGGAGUUUGCUCCUAUGCCCAGAAGUAAACGUCUAUGAAGGUAUUCUGGGCGAGGGAAGCCACUCAACCGAAGAGGCGCAUCCGACAGUCUUAGCGGUUCUUAGGGGAUGCUGCUCCGCCCCAGAUUAUUGCCCGGUGACCUGCGGGGCUCUAAGAGGCUUAGUGGAGAGUCCCAAGAAGCACGUGGCCCCGCUGCACGUGGCCAAGGGUCCAGGGUCGGCUGCCGCGGGGGGCUUUGGAGUAGAUGCGAGGCCCGGGGCCCAAAGGGGGGCCCAGCCCCGGGAUCUCCGGUCUGGGGGACCGGGGACAAUGGGCAGAAGCUCCCCCGAAGACCUGGAUAACGGACCGGCCGUUCUUCCUCAGGGCAAACUGUUGAGGGACUUGGUGGGUAAUCGGCGGCGCCCUUCUUCUGGAAGGGACGGCAGACUAAAGCUCCGAGGUCUCUUCUUGCUACGGGCCUUUCCCACGCCCCAAAGGGAGGCCGGUCUGGCCAGGCAUCCCGGGCUGGGCACGCGCACCGGUUUGAAGAGCAGCAGCGGCUGCCGAGCAAGGAGCAGCGGCCCCGCCCCGCCGUCGAGCCCAAGUCCCGCCCAGGCGGCGCCACCACAGCCGCUCACUCCAGCGAUGCCGCGGCAGGCGACGGAGCGCCUUUCCUACCGCCCCGGCUCGCGGGGCGCCCGCCUCAGCCUCUUCCACGUGAAACUGACCGACUCGGCCCUCCAAGCCUUGCUCGCCUACCAGCGGUGUCAGGUGGCGGCGCCUCGUCCCGUGAUCGCCUUCCAGGGCAGCCAAGGGUAUCUGAAGGUGCCCUGCGGCGCCACUGCAGGCCGUCGUGACCCACGGACUUUCCGCUUCACCUUCUACCUCUCACGCUAUACGAAGGAGCAGCCGCAGGCCAGCUUCGAUUGCGUCCGCCAGGCCAGUACCAGGUGGCUGGAGGGUAGAGGAGCUAUCCAGGAGAAGAUCACCAUCUGUGCCAUGGUUGUGGAGGCCUCCCAGUCCAGAUGGGGGGUAGAGAGGUCGACCUGCCAUAGGGCAGCAGCUGCGUUCCCAAACCCAGAGACUGGCGCCCUCCUCCCAAGGAAAGCAGCCUCAGAGAGCCCCAGAGGGAAAGGCAAUGAAAGCAGUCCCCCAGCCAAUGAGCCCCCAUGGCCACCAGUGCAGGUGCUGGACGGAAGCGACCAGAGGGCUAAGAGGCUGUUGGGCUUGUUGGAGAGGCCACAGUUGCAGGCUGAGAUGGGGCAGCUGAGCCCCCCAGAAAGAAGUUACAGCUUGAAAGAAGACAGUCUGCAACCUAGAAAGGAGGCCUGGACAGGUGCUCUGCAGCAGCACCAGGAAACAUCUGAGCACUUGCGCAGGAAAGAGGCCCAGCAAGCUUUGGCCAAGCCCUUCCCAAGCCCUCCAUCUGAAAAGUUUGCCCCUUCUCAAGGUGGUAGUCCUUUAAGAGCGAGACUACAACCUCUCCGAGCUGCACUUGGGCCAAGAUCCAGGAGAUGGCAGGGGCCUCACUUUACAGGAGCCGAGAGCAGCUGGUGGGGACGCAAAAUGCAGCCUGCAGCGGCAGUGAAAAGCAGGGCCCAGACCGAUUGCAGUGACAUCAUAGGAGAGGUUCAGAGCUCGGAUGAGGAACCUGAAGCAGGAAGUCAUAGAGCACCAGAGGUUGAGUGGCCAGGGGAAGAGGAGAGGCAGGCAGACCAUGCCAGCACCUCAGAGGAAAACCUCAAAUACUACUUGAAAUAUGUCCCCAUUUGCUCAGUAAAGCAGUACCGAGCCUACCAGGAGGACUUCAGUGCAGACUACACCACAUACCGCCACCUCCAUGCCAGGAUUGGGAGUGUGAGCAGGAGGUUUGCCCAGCUGGGCACAAGGCUUAGGCGAAUGCAGCAAGGAACCAAGGAGUACAAGGUCCUAGAAGAUCAGAUUUUGCAAGAAUACAGGCACUUCAAAAAGGUGAGGAACCCAGGCUGGCAUCAGGGAGGGGGGGUGCUUUCUUUCCUCCUGGUGGCUGAACUGUUUCCUUCUCUGCAGGUGUAUCCUAACUACCAAGAAGAAAAGAGGCACUGCGAGUAUCUGCACCACAAGCUCUCCCACAUCAAGGCUCAAAUCCUAAACUUUGAGCAGAAUGUCUCUCCGGCUGGGCAGAGGGGCUGUGGCGAGAGGAGAUGAUGAGGGCAGCAUCACCUGCAACUCCUCACAGCAAGCACAGGGGGGCUCUAGUGUUUCACUGCAACUGCUUGCUCUUGGAGUGAGCUUUGUACAGCUUAAGAACAGGCCCGGCUUACAGUACGUUCCUCUUAUGUUUUGGUCCAAGUCUGCUCUGCAACAUCUUGCUAGCUGAAAGCAAUUUGAAAAGAAUCACUUAAAGCAGGCGAGGGUGCUCCCUUUUCCCAGUCCUUCUGUAGCAACUUGUUUGUGGCAGCCUAAAGUAACUUCAAGCUAUCCACAACCAGAGCAGCCAUCUUUGGCUUGAAACAAAGCUGUGCUUUAGAAUUGUUUCAUAGUCAGCAAGUAUAUUCUUGUGCCUUAAUUGGAAAAACUGGAGUGUGGGUAGUCUUGCAUUUUUAGGUAGGACAAUCUCAAUAUGCUAACACUUAGCUUGUCCAACUCCAGUUGACAUUUGUUCAGAAACUCACACCCAAGGCAGUAGGAACUUUGCUAGAAACAUUUUCUUCAAGGAAUACUUUAAUCUUGCCUGGCUUAUGCUGCUUUGUUUUCAAAGUUUCUAGUGGCUGCAGAGACAGGUCUUUGUCACACAGGCUUAAAGCUUGGCACCUACCACAUCUCUCAGAGACUCUCCACAUGAGAAGUUAUACAAAAAAUUGCAUUUUGUGAAGAUCGUUUAAACAGACAUGACAUCUCCCUUCACUUCGUAUCAAUCAGUUAUGUUAUCAAUCUGCUACAUGUUCAUUUGACAAUGCUGCUUAGGCCCCUCUGCAGAGCUAGGCUAUCCCAAGCUAAAAUCAACAUGCAAAGUUCUCAAGAACAGCUGAGUUGUUCAGUAACUUCUAUGGGGAACGAA